UGGGAGAAGCUGCAGGCCCUGCCGUGCCACUUCACCUGGCACCUCGAGGUGAUGGAGAAGGCAGAAGUCGCCCACCACCUGAAGACGCUGGCUCUCAAGGCGGAGCACACCUUGUACCACGCUCGUAGCACUUACAUUGCCAUGAAGGGGUAUUUGCACCACCUACAAGGGUCCCCCAAAGAGGCUUUGCAUGAACUCUGGGAUGCAGAAGAUACUCUGAAACAGGAUCACCUGACCAACUUCUCCCGCCAUGCCCUGCUGAUUUAUGGGAACUACGCCUGGAUUUAUUAUCACCUGGCCAAUUAUGAGAUGGUGGAGCUCUACCUGGGCCGGAUCCACGAGAUCUGCCGAUCCCUGUCCAGCCCCGAGCCGUACUCUGCCCAGAUCCCUGAGAUCCACGCACAGAAAGGCUGGUCCCUUCUGGCCUUGGGAUUCCGCAACGGGGAAGAGGCCAAGAAGUGCUUCCAAAUGGCACUCCGAGGGGACGAGUCCAACCAAGAUUUCCAGGCAGGUCUGGCCAUCUCUGUCUUCGCCUCCUGGGCUCACGCUCAGAGAAGCGACCUUUGGAAAGAGGCUGUAAGACUGAUGGAAAAAACUCUCCAUGCCCAGCCUCAAAACUGUGAUGCCAAAGUGUAUUUGGCCAUUCUGCUUCAGAAAACAGACGAGCAAAGAGCAAAGAGCCUGGUGGAGGAAGUUGUCCAGGGCAGCCUUGACCCCGAAGUCCUGAGAAAGGCUGCUAAGGUGUGUGAGCCGAGCUCCCUCUCUCGAGCCAUCUCCGUUUUGCAGCACGGCCUCACCCUGGCUCCCAGCUACCACCUGUUGCACUGCGACCUGGGCGUCUGCUACAAGAAGCAGGCCGAAGAGGCACCUCCAGAGGAGAAAGAAGAAAUCCUGGCAGCUGCUGUCAAGAGCUUCAAGCGAGCUGUGGAAAUGGACCCUCAGUCUGUCUCUCCCAAGUUGGAGCUGGCUAAAAUCUACAGAGAAAAGGCCCCACUUUACACCGAAGAGAUUUAUCAGAACCUGCUGGAGGAGCCGCAGAGGGUCAGUAAACGUGGCCAGCAGGCCAUCUAUCUGCACUGGGGGGACCUCCUCCUCUACAAGAAGGGGCUGAGGCAGGAGGCGCUGGAGAUGUACGAAGCAGGCCUCGCCAUCCCCAGUGGCCAUGAGAAGGAGCGGCAGCAGCUCAGGGGGAGGCUGGAAGCGCUGGCCCAGAUGUGCGAGGAAGACUCUGAAAGGGAUCUAGCAGACGCUGUGCAUGAGAUUCUUCACCUGCAACCCAAAUCUGAGAAGUAG
Molecule: messenger RNA, 1293 nt
Organism: Eublepharis macularius
Lineage: Eukaryota; Metazoa; Chordata; Lepidosauria; Squamata; Eublepharidae
Product: interferon-induced protein with tetratricopeptide repeats 5-like
Exons: 1
Coding region: 52-1293 (413 amino acids)
Biological process (GO): defense response to virus
Cellular component (GO): cytosol
Molecular function (GO): protein binding
Source: RefSeq, a predicted model, not a curated record